Messenger RNA from Cucurbita maxima (winter squash), 996 nucleotides. RefSeq lists its product as uncharacterized. Lineage: Eukaryota; Viridiplantae; Streptophyta; Magnoliopsida; Cucurbitales; Cucurbitaceae. The transcript has a single exon. Bases 1 to 996 code for a protein of 331 amino acids. The record is from RefSeq and is a predicted model, not a curated record.
AUGGGGUUCUUCACCCUGUCCGUCACCGGCGGGGGUUUCUUUCUGAUCGGAGCGUGGGAGGUACUCUCUUCCUUGAAUUCCAUUGCCAAUUCAAAUCCAAACGCAUCUUCCUCUCUCGAUGCCGCCCAAACCCCAUCUCGAUUUCCGCCGUCAACCGCCAAAAACCCCUCAUCUUCAUCGUCUCUCUCUUUCAUCUUCGUCUUCAUUCUCUCAUUUCUUGUCAUAUUAAACUCCCUCGUUUCAUUUUUUGAUGCGGUGAACUCGAGCGAUCGAGUCGGCUCCACCCUCCAGUUACCAAAUCUGGCCAUUGCUUCUCUUUUCUUGCUUUAUUCGAUUCUUGGUUUUUUGGUUAAUCUCAAGGAUUCACUUCAUCUUCCAUCAUUAAUCCUUAGUUUAAUUGCGCUAUUCGCUUUUGUGGAAGAGUUUUUGUUGUUCUACCUGCAGAGGAAAGACACCAGUGGAAUCGAGAAUCGGUAUUUUGAUCUCUUGCUUGUUCCCAUUACAGUUUGUGUUAUCUCUACAAUGUUCGAAUUGAAAUCCCCCAAAUUGAAUUCUCCCAAAAUUGUUCGUGGGGUUGGGCUGAUUCUGCAGGGGACAUGGUUCUUACAAAUGGGGUUGUCUUUUUUCACCACUUUGAUUGCUGAUGGGUGCUCUUUGCACCAAAAGAGCAGAGGAAAUUACACUAUAAAAUGCAAGGGGCACUCUGAAUAUCACAGAGCCAGAGCUAUUGCUACGCUUCAGUUCAAUUGCCAUCUUGCCCUUCUAGUGGCUUUGGUGAUUGGUGUAUAUUCAAUCAUCACUUACAGAAAUGGAGGCGGCAGUGAUUUUUUGCAGUACCGCCCGGUCGGGGCAGAGAUGCAGCCAUUUGGGUUUCAGGGUCAGUUCACUUUGGAUUCUGAUGAUGAUCUUGGUGAAGAGAGUAGUUUGGGGAAGACAAAGCAAGCAGUAGUCGAUGUGGGUGUGAAUGGUCAUGAAUCUCAUGAUGCUCAUCAAUGA